Pungitius pungitius (ninespine stickleback) is the source of this 4420-nucleotide messenger RNA. RefSeq names its product tudor domain containing 9 (gene tdrd9). Gene Ontology annotation, molecular function: ATP binding; RNA binding; helicase activity. The transcript is spliced from 35 exons. Bases 81 to 4061 code for a protein of 1326 amino acids. NCBI's taxonomy places the organism in Eukaryota, Metazoa, Chordata, Actinopteri, Perciformes, Gasterosteidae. Gene Ontology annotation, cellular component: intracellular anatomical structure. The record is from RefSeq and is a predicted model, not a curated record.
UCGCCCGCCUGCCUGCCGUUUAGCGUUAAAGUGAGCGGCUCUGCCGAGAAAGACAUGAGACGAUUUCAAACGAUUACAACAUGAAGAAGGUGUUCACCGCGGAACAAAUUUCCGAUUGGUUCACUCUGGGGACGACGUUUGCAAACGUUAAAGUCACAGAAAAGGUGGUUGAAAGAAAAUGCGAGGAGGCGUCGUCGAAAGAAAGCAGACCAUUGGAUGUUCCUCAUGAGUGCAACCUGAAAAAUGUGAACUCUGAUAGCGGAAGGUUUAAACAAACAGAACACAGAGGAAGUACCGCUCCCCCACUUGCUAGCUAUGAGUACCCAAGCUUGCCCAUAACCAAAAACAGACAGAAGCUGAUUUCCCUCAUAGAAAACAACUCUGUAGUGAUCAUUCAAGGAGCCACGGGCAGUGGAAAGACCACCCAGGUGCCACAGUACAUUCUGGACCACUAUAAUGACAACAAUUCCUCAUGCAACAUUGUGGUCACCCAACCACGCAAAAUUGGGGCCUCCAGUAUUGCACGUUGGGUUGCCACCCAGCGGAAGUGUACACUGGGUAGUCUGGUGGGAUAUCAGGUUGGACUGGAAAAGAUGGCUACCGAGCACACAAGGCUCAUCUACAUGACUACAGGAGUGCUGCUGCAAAAACUGGUUUUAGCCAAGUGCCUCACAGAGUACUCCCACAUCUUCAUCGAUGAGGUUCAUGAGCGCAGUGAGGAAAUGGACUUUCUCCUGCUGGUUUUGAGAAAACUUCUUUAUUCCAACUCCUCUUAUGUCAAGAUCAUCCUUAUGUCAGCCACCAUUAACUGCAAGGAGUUUGCUGACUACUUCGCAACCCCAAUUUGUGGCAAAAUGAACCCGGCCUAUGUAUUUGAUGUGGAGGGGACACCUUAUGCGAUUGAGGAGUUUUAUCUGGAUGACCUCAAAGCCCUGUUUUCAUACAGGACAGAGUUGCUUGAUCCAGAGGACCCUCAGAUCUCAGUGGAGAUGUACAAACUCGCCAUCAGUCUCAUCCAGAGCUUUGAUGAGAUGGAGGGCAGAGACUCCAGCAACGGCAAAGAACAGGCUUCGUCACAGCAGGGCAGUGUGCUUGUUUUCCUGCCUGGUAUACAGGAGAUAAGCUACAUGCAGGAGGCCUUGGCCCAACUGUUCCACAAAAGAUUGCAGGUGUAUCCCCUCCACUCCAGUGUGACUCUAGAGGAGCAGAAUGGUGUGUUUCUUCCACCUGUCCCAGGAUACAGGAAGGUCAUUCUUUCCACCAACAUCGCAGAGAGUUCGGUUACUGUUCCAGACGUCAAAUAUGUAAUUGAUUUCUGCCUUGCUCGUCGCAUGGUCUGUGAUCGAGACACCAACUAUCAGUCUUUGCGUCUCACCUGGGCGUCCAAAACCAACUGCAACCAGCGUCGAGGAAGGGCAGGUCGAGUUUCUAAGGGCUACUGUUACCGUCUGGUCACCAAAGAGUUCUGGAGAAAUGAAAUCCGAGACUACAUGAUCCCUGAGAUGCUGCUUGCCCCGUUGGCCACCAUUGUGCUGAAGGUCAAGCUGCUGGAUAUGGGAGAUCCGCGCUCCCUCCUUUCCACAGCCCUGUCACCCCCCAACAUUGGUGACAUAGUGAGGACAGUGCUUCAACUCAAAGAGAUGGGUGCACUGUCUGCAAAAAGGGAUGAUAGUGGUCACGAUGGCGAGCUAACGUUUCUGGGCAGUGUGCUGGCUCACCUGCCUGUUGACCCGUACCUGGGGAAGAUGAUUGUCUUGGGCCACAUCUUCGGCUGCCUGGAUGAGUGCCUCAUCAUAGCUGCCUCGCACUCGCUGAAGAGUUUCUUUGCCAUACCAUCAAUGCAGCAGGUUGCUGGCCACAGGAGCAAGCUGGCCUUCACCCGUGGCACACCGAGUGAUUCCAUAGGUCUUGUCAAUGCCUUCAAGGAAUGGCAGUUAUCCAAAAAGAAAGGACAGCUGAGACACCCAAAGGAUGAGUUUGUCUGGGGGAAAGAGAACUUCAUUCAGAUCAAGAGGAUCCGAGAGGUUGCAGAGCUGUACGAGGAGCUGAAAAUGCGCGUGUCCCAGUUCAACAUGAAUGUACCGGAGAGCCUCCCGUCCCUUGAUUACUCCAGCAUACACCGGCAGAAGUUCAUUCUUCAGGUGGUCAUUGCUGGUGCCCACUACCCCAACUACUUUGUCCAGGGAGAAAUGGAUGACGACUUGGCCACCAGGGAGUUGAGUGGCUUCAACCCCAAAACAACAGUGAUGCUGAGGCACCUCCCUCCAUACCCAUUCCUGUACUACAAGCAGCUGCAGUCUCUGUUCCGUCUGUGUGGACAGGUCAAAAACAUUUCCUUUGAGAGCUCCAGAGCAUAUGUGGAGUUUCACAGGACAACAAUCAAAGAUGAGGGGGUCUUGCCUGAGGUGUCUCUCGCCCUCCUGGCAAAGCAGAGGGAUUUGAAGCUGUCUGUCUUCCCCACCGAGCAGAUUGACACCUUUAAAGGAUGCCAUAACAUAAAAUCUGCACGGGUGAAUGUGGACCUGCAGAGCCAGUCAGUCUGCCCGGUGACGGUGGUGAGUGGGAACAUAAACCCAAACGAGCUACCCCCAAGCCGCUUGUUUGCGGUAAACAUCACACAGGUGCUGGAUAUUGGUCAUUUCUGGGGUUUCGGAGUGGAUGAAGACAGCUUGGUGAAGCAGCGCCUUCUGACAGGAGAGAUAAACUCGCGGCAGCUGGUCCCUCUUACUGCGUCGCUCUACCCCAACCUGCAGUGCCUGGCUCCUUACUCUGAGGCCAAUGACACAAACAUGUACUACCGCGCCAAGAUCCUGCACAUACGUGACAAUACAGUUGAGGUCUUCUUCUUGGACUUUGGCAACACUGCGGUUGUUGCCUGCCGCAGCCUCAUGGAGCUCCCCGCCGACCUCCAGGCUCACCCUUUCCAGGCUCAGGAGUUCCAAGUAAUUGGAAUGCGGCCUUCCGCCAAGUCCAUCAUCCACGGGAACCCGUGGAGCAGCAAGGCCCGCGAUCGGUUUGUCACACUACUGAAGGGCCAUUCCCUCAUCGUGUCGCUGUACUCCAUCCUACAUGGUGUCAUCCGUGUGCAGCUGCUCAUCAACACGGAGACAACAAAAACCAGCGUGGCAGACAUUAUGGUGGAAGAAGAACAUGCUGAAAAGGCCGAAGAGAGCUUUGAUUCCAAGCAAAACCACGAAUAUCUGAUGUCCAUGUACCAAGACAUGGAAAAGAGCACAAGUGUCCCUUACACUACCAGCAGCUACUAUAAAGAACGCAAGAAAGAGGAGAAGCAGAUCAUUGACGACUUACUCGCCCACUUUUCCACAAGCCGACAGGCCCAAUCCAAGGCAAAGGUCCAGCUGGUGGGCCCAUACAGUCCUUACAAGAUCAACUUCUUCAGUUUGAGUCGCAAGACCUUGGACAAGAAGGUGUGCGUGGACCAAUUAAGCAUCAACUCCUUGACCCUUAAUGAAAAUCCUCAAAACAAACAUCAGAGGAUGCUGGUGGCUGGGACUGUGUCAGUCAACCAGACAGGGACAUGCAUUCAGCUGAGAGAUACAACCUACAUGCCAGACAUCCCUGGACUGCCUGCGCUCCUGACCAUGCUCUUCACCCCCGUCAUGGAGUUACGCACUGAUGAAGAGCGGACCUGCUACAUCGGCGCCCUCUGUGGCCUGGGCUGGAACAGUGACACGCAGCAGGGCCUCUUGCCACAGCACGACAUCGAACUCACCUUUGACGUCAAAGUUGACGUAGAAGACAUCACCGAGAUAAAUGCCUUGCGCGUGGCUAUAAACCGUCUGGCGUGUGAAGGGCCCAACGGGAUGCUGCAUCUGGGUCGCGACAGGAUAAGCAUACUGCAGGAGGACUGCAGGGAACGCCUCAUAAGGCUUUUCACUAAGUCGCCGCCAAGGGAAGCUGUCACUCCAGUGUACUACGAGAAAAGUGAUAAAUGGAACCAGGUGGAUCCAGCUCUGAGGAUGGAUAUUGCAGAGCCUGGUGGAGGAAAGGCCAGAGGUGUUGUCUUCCAGCUGCACCCCAUCACACUCCUCAACAUCUGAAAACAGGCUGUGCUUUUUGGAGUUGGAAUGCAACUGAAUAUGUUCUUAUUAGGACUUAACGCUUCUUUGUUUUAUGAGUAUUGUUUUUAGGUUCACUGUCAAUAGUACAGCAAAAUCCUCAAUUCUUACUUUGUUGACUGCAUCUACGACUGGCAUAAUUAUUCCCUGUUGGAGUAAGUUUCUUUAAAAUGAAAAAUGUAAAGUUAAUUCUGUAUAGCUUUGUUACCGAGGGCCAUUAAAAAUAGUUCUUUGCAUCAGGUGACGCUUGUCAGUCUUCAUUCAGUCUCAUUGUGGCUCAAGAGUCAAGUUAAAUAUACCACACACACACACACACACACACACACACUAAACUACUACUC